UUCCAGUUUCUCUCUUUGGAUUCCUUUCUGAAGAAUGGAGAACGGGCACUGAAUGGUUGCGGCAAUGUCUCUCUCUCUAACUGCUCCUCUUCUUUGUCCCUCUCCACCUUUCCCAGCCCCUACCAGAGGAGAAUGUUGGCCGAGAACUCCUCCUCCGUGACGGAGUUCCUCCUCGCAGGCCUGACAGCCCAGCCGGGACUCCGGGCCCCCCUCUUCUGCCUGUUCCUGGGGUUCUACGUGGUCACCAUGGUGGGGAACCUGGGCCUGAUAACCCUGAUCGGGCUGAGCGCCCCCCUGCACACCCCCAUGUACUUCUUCCUCUUCAACCUCUCCUUCAUAGAUUCCUGCUACUGCACCACCGUCACCCCCAAGAUGCUGAUGGGCUUUGUCUCAGGGAGGAACGCCAUCUCCCAUGCCGGCUGUAUGACCCAGCUCUUCUUCUUCUGCUUCUUUGUGGUCUCGGAGUCCUUCGUCCUGUCGGCCAUGGCGUACGACCGCUACGUCGCCAUCUGCAGCCCUCUGCUGUACUCGGCCGCCAUGUCUCCCCGGGUGUGCCUGCUCCUCCUGGCGGGCGUCUACGGGAUGGGGUGUGCAGGGGCCGUGGCCCAUGUGGCAUGCAUGCUGAGAGUGAGCUUCUGUGGGCCCAGCCUCGUGAACCACUACAUGUGUGACAUCCUCCCCCUCCUGGAGAUCUCCUGCUCCAGCACCCACGUGAACGAGCUGGUGGUCUUUGUCGUGGUGGGCCUCGACAUUGGCGUGCCCACCGUCACCAUCUUCAUCUCCUACGCCCUCAUCCUCUCCGCCAUCCUCCGCAUGCGCUGCGCCGAGGGCAGGGCCAAGGCGUUCAGCACCUGUAGCUCCCACCUCGCUGCGGUGGCUCUGUUCUUUGGGUCGGGGGCGUUCGUGUAUCUCAGACCCUCUUCUCUGUUACCGAUGGACCAGGGGACGGUGUCCUCCCUGUUCCACACCAUCGUGGUGCCCAUGCUCAACCCAGUCAUCUACAGCCUGAGGAACAGGGACAUCAAAGCUGCUCUGAGGAAAACUUUAGGUAGAAAAAUAUUUUCUUAA
Messenger RNA from Tupaia belangeri chinensis (Chinese tree shrew), 1068 nucleotides. Its product is annotated as olfactory receptor 145. The record is from RefSeq and is a predicted model, not a curated record. Bases 133 to 1068 code for a protein of 311 amino acids. Gene Ontology annotation, molecular function: G protein-coupled receptor activity; olfactory receptor activity. Gene Ontology annotation, cellular component: membrane. The transcript has a single exon. Lineage: Eukaryota; Metazoa; Chordata; Mammalia; Scandentia; Tupaiidae. Gene Ontology annotation, biological process: G protein-coupled receptor signaling pathway.